Messenger RNA from Blastocystis hominis, 1070 nucleotides. Its product is annotated as D-3-phosphoglycerate dehydrogenase. The transcript has 2 exons. Gene Ontology annotation, cellular component: cytosol. The coding region runs from base 16 to 1038 and encodes 340 amino acids. Lineage: Eukaryota; Bigyra; Opalinata; Blastocystidae. Gene Ontology annotation, molecular function: hydroxypyruvate reductase [NAD(P)H] activity; glyoxylate reductase (NADPH) activity; NAD binding. The record is from RefSeq and is a predicted model, not a curated record.
CUUACGUUAAGUAACAUGCAAGCUUCUAGAUUCGUUCGCGCUUUCGCUUCGGCUGCCAAGCCCAAGAUUCUUGUCACCCGACAGAUCCCCGCCCCUGCCAUGAAGAUGCUCACUGACGCUCCCGUUGAGCUGAUUCACUGGGACUACCCCGAUAAGGCCAUUCCUCGUGACAAGCUUUUGGAAUGGGUCAAGGGCUGCGAUGCUUGCCUGUGCAUGCUUACUGAGAAGAUCAAUGCUGAGUUUUUCGAUGCCGCUGGUCCUCAGCUGAAGACUGUGGCCACCAUGUCUGUUGGUUACGACCACAUUGAUAUUCCUGAGUGCAAGAAGAGAGGAAUCUUCACUGGUCACACCCCCGGUGUCCUGCACCACACCGUUGCCGAGUUGACUGUUGCGCUUCUGUUGGCUACGACUCGUCGUCUGAGCCCUGCUAUUGACUCUGUCCGCAACAACGGAUGGGGAACCUGGGAGCCUCUGGGCUACUGCGGAACUGAUAUCUGGGGCAAGACUCUGGGUAUUUGCGGUAUGGGAGAGAUUGGUCUGGAGGUGGUGAAGAGAAUGCGCGGAUUCGGAUGCCGCAUCAUCUACAGCGAUGUGCGCCGCAAGCCCGAUUGGGAGAAUGAGUACGGAAUUGAGUACGUCUCCAUGGAGGAGCUUCUGGCUCGUUCUGACUUCCUCUCGAUCCACACUGCUCUGAACCAGCACACUCGCAAGAUGUUCAACAUGGAGAAGUUCAAGCAGAUGAAGAAGGACGCCAUCAUCAUCAACACUUCCCGUGGUCCUGUGAUCAACCAGGAGGAUCUCACCAAGGCCCUCCAGGAGGGAAUCAUUGGCGGAGCUGGUCUGGAUGUCACUGAUCCUGAGCCCAUGAAGGCUGAUAAUCCUCUGCUGAAGAUGCCCAACGUUGUGGUUCUUCCUCACAUUGCCUCUGCUUCCAUUGCUACUCGUACUCGCAUGGGAGAGAUUGCUGCUGAGUUUGCUCUUAAGGGUGUGCUCGGUGGUGAGGUGAAUCCUCGUUGGAUUGUCCCCGGCACUCAAUAAAUAUUAUGUGUAAAGCAAAUUAAAGAGACACU